Molecule: messenger RNA, 4393 nt
Organism: Callithrix jacchus (white-tufted-ear marmoset)
Lineage: Eukaryota; Metazoa; Chordata; Mammalia; Primates; Cebidae
Source: RefSeq, a predicted model, not a curated record
AUGAGUCCCAGCCCUGAGGUGGACUUGGUCCUGUAUUAUCCGGGAUCACACAGUCACAAGGGUCCCGAGAAGGAGGUGGCCAUGGCAUCUCAGACCCUAAUCUGUGGGGCAGGGAGGCCUGUGGAUGCGGGUGGCCCGGGGUCCUCGGUGUCUGUGGGUAGCUUGGGACACGAUGAGGCCCACGCCGGUGGCCAAGGGACCCAGAACCUUGGCAGCCGCCGCAGAUUUUCGGGGCAUGCUCCUUGGCCAGCUCAAGCUGUGGGCUGUCCCCGCUGGCCCAGGGCCUUUGCUGUGCCGCUGAUGUGUCCCAGAACCUCGUCCAGCUCAUGGAGGCUGGAUGAGGUGGGUGGGUUGGGUGCAGUCAGCAUCCUCUCCACAGAGGAGGAGCUCCGGAAGCUUCGAGAAGAAACCAAUGCAGAGAUGCUGCGGCAGGAGCUGGACCGGGAGCGGCAGCGGCGGAUGGAGCUGGAGCAGAAGGUGCUGAAGGCCAGAACCGAAGAGCAGACGGCUCAGCAGCCCCCGAAAGGGCAGGCCCAGGCCAACAAUGGAGCAGAGCGCCGGAGCCAGGGUCUGUCCUCACGCCUGCAGAAGUGGUUCUACGAGAGGUUUGGGGAGUACGUGGAGGACUUCCGGUUCCAGCCCGAGGAGAACACCGUGGAGACGGAGGAGCCCCUCAGCUCCCGCAGGUUAACUGAAAACAUGAGGCGGCUCAAGCGCGGGGCCAAGCCCAUCACUAACUUUGUGAAGAACCUCUCCGCCUUAUCCGAGUGGUACUCUGUCUACUACACGUCUGCCAUUGCCUUCACCGUGUACAUGAACGCCGUGUGGCAUGGCUGGGCCAUCCCAUUGUUCUUAUUUCUAGCAAUUCUGAGGCUGUCCCUCAAUUACCUCAUCGCCAGGGGCUGGCGGAUACAGUGGAGCAUCGUGCCGGAAGUGUCUGAGCCCGUGGAACCUCCAUAGGAAGACCUGACUGUGUCUGAGAAGUUCCAGCUGGUGCUGGACGUCGCCCAGAAAGCCCAGAACCUUUUCGGCAAGAUGGCCGACAUCCUGGAAAAGAUCAAGAACUUGUUCAUGUGGGUCCAGCCGGAGAUCACACAGAAGCUGUACGUGGCACUCUGGGCCGCCUUCCUGGCCUCCUGCUUCUUCCCCUACCGCCUGGUGGGACUCGCCGUGGGGCUCUACGCUGGCAUCAAGUUCUUCCUCAUCGAUUUCAUCUUUAAACGCUGCCCGAGGCUGUGCGCCAAGUACGACACGCCCUACAUCAUCUGGAGGAGCCUCCCCACUGACCCCCAGCUCAAGGAGUGCUCCAGUGCUGCCGUCUCACGCAGACUGCAGACGACCUCGUCACGGAGCUACGUCCCCAGCAGCACACCAGCCGGCCUGGGUAAGGAGGAGGACGCCGGCCGCUUCCACAGCACCAAGAAGGGCAAUUUCCACGAAAUCUUCAAUCUGACGGAAAAUGAGCGUCCACUGGCGGUGUGCGAGAACGGCUGGCGCUGCUGCCUGAUCAACAGGGACCGGAAGAUGCCCACAGACUACAUCAGGAACGGGGUGCUCUACGUCACGGAGAAGUGCUGUGUCUGGUGGGAAGGGAGUGUCGCUGUCCACCCACGGGGGCCUGAGGGGCAGCAUCCUGGACUCCCCCACCUGGUGGGAGCUCGUUCUGGUUCAGGAGCAGGCGGUGCCUCUGUCCGUUCCCCUUCCAAUUACUUAUGCUUCGAAAGCUCCAAAUCCGGGUCCUCAAAGAGGAACAAAGUCAUCAAGCUGGUGGACAUCACGGACAUCCAGAAGUACAAGGUCCUGUCUGUCCUCCCGGGUUCAGGCAUGGGGAUUGCUGUUUCCACGCCAUCAACCCAGAAACCACUCGUGUUUGGCGCCAUGGUGCACAGGGAUGAGGCCUUCGAGACCAUUUUCAGCCAGUACAUCAAGAUCACCUCAGCGGCAGCAUCCGGCGGUGACAGCUAGUAUUGACUUGCCCGGGUCAUUGCUGGAAUUUUUUUUUUAACAAUUUGGUAGUGGAGACAAUUGGACAUCCUCAUGAGCUUUUGCAAUAAUUCUCCUGGACCUGUGGUUCUAUUGUGUUGACCUCUGCGUUUCAUUGGCCAUGAAGGGGCCAGGGCUCACAGGGACGGGGGUGUCCCUCUGAGGGACACCUGUGGACUGGGGGGGCAGAGGCCCUCGGGGGCCCAUGGAGAGGACAUACAGGACCCCGGGCCCUGCCCUUCUCCAUUCUAGCCUGUACAGAGAAACCUCUCUGGCUGCCCCAAGAGGUUCUCGCAACCUUGUGUCCUGCUCUCCAGAGGCCGGAAGCUCGUCCACCACCAAAGCCAUAGCUGAGGAGUGCAGGCCCCUCCCCCUGGGGACAGGAAGAUGUCAUCGUGGAGGGACAUGGGGGAGCUUCACCAACCACUGAGACAGGCCUGGCAGCCCUCCUUCCCCUUCCACAAGACCAUCCUGCUGGGUUUGCCCUUGGCACCGGGUCAGGGCCGGGCACAGCGUCCCUGCCUGUGCUCUACACUCGCUCCAUGGGAGCAGGAGAGUGAGACGGGCCCACCCCUUGCCCGCCCUCUGCCCGCCCUCGGUGUCUUCCGUGGCGCUUUCCUCGCCAGCCUCCAGGGCGCUCAGCCCCUCAUCAGUGAGGGCGCCUGCUGCUCUCUGCCUGACGCACCGGCCAGGAGGUCUGUGGCGGGUGACCAGUAAGGGCACAGGAUGGUGUGCAGGGAAGAGCACAUCUUUCUCACACUUGGCUCUUUGGAAGGCCCAGGAGAACAUCCAAGAAGGCUGUCGGGGGUGCUCUGAGCACUGUGGCUUGUCCAGCCCGUGGCCUCUAGGCUGCGGCUGCCUGGAUUGGUGGGGGGAGGGAGCGGGCAGCAGCGUUCCGGGUCCGUGGUGGCCCAGGCUGCAGCCACCUUUGGGCCGUGGGAGCAGCUCGGGCAGCCCCUGUGCUUUAGGGAGCGCCUGUGAGCCGAGCCCAGAGGCUUGGGCCUGCACUGUCUACAGCCGAGGCGGCACAGUCUUCCCUCCCCUACGUGCCUAGUCGUGCCAGUUCAGCACAGACCCCUCCCAGCCCCCGCCCCGCCCCAGGGAAGCCUGCACUUCCUGGGAACAAGGUGGGUUUGUGGAGGGAGCACCCCACAGGCCUGCUUCGCUGGGGCCUCCUGCACUGGGCUGAAGGGAGGGAAAGGAGGCCUGGGUCUCAUGGACGGAGGUGGCUUGCGCGUCUGCUGGGGUGGAUUCCGCAGCCCCCUCAGCUCGUCCCUUGGGUGUCGUUGAGAUUGUUGUUUUUUGAAGAAACAGAAGAUUAUAUUUUUUACAGAGAGCAAGCUGUUUUUCUUAUUUUUAUAUCAUUUUUCAGAUGUAAUUUUUACCUUUGCUCCAAUCCUCAUUUCCUGGUGUGGGUGAGGGGUCCGGGGGCACGGGCUGGUUUCACCUGCUUCCUGGGGGCUGCAGGGUCACACGCUGGGGCCGGGGUGCUUUGCAGGGAGCCGCGCCGACCACCAGAUUAAGCACACAUCCCAUCCCGGGCAGCAGAACCCCCUCAGUUCUAGGCUGCACAGACAUCGGCGUCCAGGUGACGAAUGGGGGCAGAACCCGCUCUGAGCCAUGGGUCUGGCCCCUCGAGGGGUGCACCAGGGGAGGGGGCCCACCUCAGUGAACCCCACCUCGCUGCCUGAGGCAACAAGGCAACAUAGGGUGGGUGCUGACCCACCCCCAGGGGUGGCUGUAGGGGCAGUGCUACAGUCGAUGUCACACCCUUCUCCCCUGGGCUGGGCUGGGCAGUGCCUGAGGGUGGGUCCAGGGCCUCCAGGCCAGUGAGCGCCUCUUCUUAGGUGCUGAGAUUCUGUCCCCAAACACAGCAGGAGGGCUCCCUGGGGCCGAUGGGGCUCCUUUACCAGAGUCGUGUGGUUUAGUUCGAGUCCCUUUUCUGGAGAAAGGGAGAUGAAAACUGACCACCUGCCGUGUGUGGCCGCAGACCUCCAGGCAGGGCCGGCUGCUGGAAGCGGGGAGAGGGAGGGCCAUGGCUGCCAGCACAGGCCCCUCCCUGGAGGUCCUCAGAGCAGAACUCAGACUGGCGCAGGCUCUGGGCUCCCUGUUGAGAGAAGCUGUAGUUUUUACCAAACUGUGUACAUCUGGGCAGAUAUUUAAUUUCUAUGACUAAUCACUGAACUAGAUGAAUGUUAAAUUUUUUAUGUCUGAAGCCUGAGUCUAUUUUGGAUCUGUGAAUAAUUGUUGCCAGUGUGACUUUUGUUCAACAAAAGGAUUGGACCGUAUUAAGAACCGAUGAAAAAACUUCCCUGUAACAUUUUUUAAAGAAAACUUUGUUUGUUUAAAGAAGAAGUCUUGUAUAAAUUAUAAUUUUUAUUUAAAUAAACCUAAAAUGCUUUGUGCUAAG